UUAAAAAAAAAAAAAAAAAAAAAAACACCAACAAAUAAAACAGGUAUUAUGUAACUUUUGAGAUAAAAGCGAAAAUCAGUCACGUAUUAAUAUCAAUAAGCUACCUAUAGUUGCGCUCUUACAAUUAGUCGUUUCGUUUGUGGAUCGAAACAGCUAGCUAAACGCCCGGAGAUAACGAUUCGUAUCAUUCCAUCGAUCGGUAUGUGCAGUGGCUCGUGUCAGCUCUUGUAGAAGAGCAACGGAAUCGAAGUUCGGGCGUACCAUUUCGGUACAUGCGAUUUUACAAACGGCUGAUACAUCUCCACAGAAAUUAUGAUCUUCACACGUCGAAAAUUUAUGGGAUAUGCGAGACGAAGAUUUCCCAUCAUAUCAUGGGCAUCUGGAUACAAGAGACUGUGGUUUCUCGAAGAUUUGAUGGCGGGUAUGACGGUCGGUUUAACUGCAAUUCCCCAGGGGAUAGCGUACGGAAUUGUAGCUGGACUUGAUGCUGAAUAUGGUCUUUACUCGGCGUUCAUGAGCUCCUUCGUUUACAUAUUUUUUGGUUCGUGUGCAAAUAUAACGAUCGGUCCAACGGCAAUAAUGGCACUCAUGGUGCAGCCGCUGGUGGCGAAAUAUGGAGCAGACGUGGCGGUGCUUAUAUGCUUUUUGAAGGGCUUGAUAAUUACUUUACUUGGAAUAUUUCACUUGGGAUUUCUACUGGACUUCAUAUCCCUGCCGGUUAUCGCGGGGUUCACUUCGGGGGCGGCGAUAACAAUUGCCUCCUCUCAGUUCAAGCCAAUUUUAGGUAUUCCUGGAUCAAGUUCGUCCUUCGUAGACUCCAUAGUAUCCGUAUUUACAAAUCUGGACCAGAUAGGAUGGUGGGAUACUCUUUUGGGAUUUGGAACCGUCGCAUUCCUGGUGCUUCUCAAGAAUUUCUCCGGUAAUCGUACGGGUUCCAUGAUGCAGAAGAUGAUGUGGAUGAUUUGUCUCGGGCGCAACGCCAUAGUUGUUAUUUUCGGAACUGCUUUGGCGUACGCCUUUUCGGCGAACGGCCUCGAGCCCUUCAGGUUGACGGGAAGUUUGGGUCAGGGAUUGCCAGCUCUUUCGUUUCCCCCAUUUUCAACUAAAUUCAACAAUGAAACUUUCACCUUUUUUGAUUUGACGACUGGCAUGGGACAAACCCUCGUCACGCUGCCAAUCAUCUCUACCAUCGAACAUAUGGCGAUCGCAAAGGCUUUUGCCAUGGGAAAGUCUUUCGAUGCAACGCAGGAGAUGCUUGCACUCGGUUUGUGCAAUGUUUUUGGAUCAUUCGUCAGAUCCAUGCCGGUCACAGGAUCGUUCACUAGAACGGCGGUAAAUCAUGCUUCUGGAGUCAGAACACCUAUGGGCGGACUUUUUACCGGUAUCCUGGUGCUCAUGGCUGUAGGUCUUUUAACGGAAGCCUUCCGUUUCAUACCUCGUGCAACAUUGGCUGGUGUUAUCGUUUGCGCCAUGUACUACAUGUUGGAUUUUCAAACAUGCGUCUUGCUAUGGAAGGCCAAGAAGGUGGACUUGGCGGUGCUCGUUGCGACCUUCGUAUCGUGUGUCUUCCUUGGCGUUGAACUCGGUAUUUUCAUAGGAAUCCUCCUGAAUCUAAUACCAUUGUUUUACUAUUCGGCCAGACCAUCCGUCCAGAUGAGAAUCGAACAGAUUGAGGGUAGAAAAUAUGUCCAAGUUAUUCCGGAAGAGGCGAUAUCUUUUCCCGCUGCUGAGCAUAUUAGAAACAAAAUUAUGAAACUCUCGGAGCAAAAGUCAUCCGGUAUUAUAUUCAAUGGAAAAAACUUGAAAAGAAUCGACGCUACCGUUGCGAAGAAUAUCAAGCUUUUAGCGAAAGAUCUCAAGGUCAGGGAGCAGGAAAUAACCUUCGUGAAUUGUCCGGAGAAUGUUGAGACAGUUAUAGGCUCUGUUGCUCCCGAAUUAGCCCUUCGAUUCGUGAGAACCGAUCCUCGAGGAUUCCCCGUUUGAAGUGAAAAAAUGGAAAAAGAAUAAAACCGUAAUUUUCUGCAACUGCAUGGCAUGGGGUAUACGUAUACGUGUAAAUAGGCGUGUAUGUGUCUGUGGCAAUGUGAAUAAUUUUCACGAAAUUACUACCCUCAGAGAACAUUCUCGCGUGACUUGUAAGCGUUCAUUUUUUUAAAGACAUAAUAAAUCUACUACUUUCUCAUCAA
Athalia rosae (coleseed sawfly) is the source of this 2186-nucleotide messenger RNA. Its product is annotated as sodium-independent sulfate anion transporter-like. Gene Ontology annotation, molecular function: sulfate transmembrane transporter activity. Gene Ontology annotation, biological process: transmembrane transport. The record is from RefSeq and is a predicted model, not a curated record. The transcript has 11 exons. Gene Ontology annotation, cellular component: membrane. The coding region runs from base 313 to 1983 and encodes 556 amino acids. Lineage: Eukaryota; Metazoa; Arthropoda; Insecta; Hymenoptera; Athaliidae.